AUGUCCUCCCCCACCUAUUUAGGCAAUUAUUCCAUUGCGAAUUCGGCUCGAGUUGGUCUGCAACUGCGAAUCGCUGUUCACACGGGAGAAGCCUAUGCCGCAGUGUUCGGCAAAUCCAUGCUCGCCUUCGACCUUCUCGGCCCUGACGUCGUUUUUCUCCGGCGUCUGCGCUCCGCCACGCUUUCGGGGUAA
Messenger RNA from Dibothriocephalus latus, 192 nucleotides. Lineage: Eukaryota; Metazoa; Platyhelminthes; Cestoda; Diphyllobothriidea; Diphyllobothriidae. The record is from the annotation of a GenBank genome assembly.